This is a messenger RNA of Xyrauchen texanus (razorback sucker), 4507 nucleotides long. Its product is annotated as calpain-7-like. NCBI's taxonomy places the organism in Eukaryota, Metazoa, Chordata, Actinopteri, Cypriniformes, Catostomidae. Gene Ontology annotation, biological process: proteolysis. Bases 286 to 2727 code for a protein of 813 amino acids. Gene Ontology annotation, molecular function: calcium-dependent cysteine-type endopeptidase activity. The transcript has 22 exons. The record is from RefSeq and is a predicted model, not a curated record.
UACAGUGGGCUUGCGGGAUUGUUUUGAUGUCAUCAAAAGCAAGUUGUGUCUUUGUUGGUUUGCGCCUUAUUUAGUGUAAAUAAGUUUUAGACCUCAUUGUAAUCAGGAUUUUUCGGUCUCGGCUCGUUUUAUUUUGGCGGUAGACUUCGAGAAGUUGACGUAACAAUAAUAACUCAAGAAAGAAGCGUAUAACCUCGAAGGAAAAUUAGCCUAUAAUGAAGAGAACAACAUAUCCAUACAUCAUCUGACAAGCUGAAUUUAGUUAUCAGCCACUAAACAUUAAUUAUGGAUUGUACAGCUCUUGAACUUGAUGCUGUUAAAUUUGCCAAAUCAGCUGUAUUGCACGACCAGCAGGGAAAAUACAAUGAAGCUGUUUUCUACUACAAGGAGGCUGCCCAAGCUCUCAUCUAUGCAGGUAUGGCUGGAUCCAAACUAGAGAAUAUUCAAGACAAGGUGAACGAGUACAUGGACAGAGUACAGACUCUACACAGCACUGUUCAAGCACAGAGCAGUGACCCUCUGAAGAGCAAGCAUCAGUUGGAUCUGGAGAGGGCGUACUUCCUGGUGACACAGGCUUUUGAGGAGGAUGAGAAGGAAAACACUGAUGAGGCCAUUCAGCUUUACACUCAGGCUGUAGAGUUGUGCAUUCAAACGUCCAAUGAGACAUCAGAUCAAGCACUACAGGGCAAACUGAAACAGCUUGCUCGCCAGGCACUGGACAGGGCAGAGGGACUAAAAGACUCCCUUAGUAAAUCUGCUAACCAUGACAAGCCCAUUUCAUCCACAUCCAAAUCUCAGGUGAGGCAAUUCCUGCCGCUAGGUCCAGACUUCUCUAUUCAUGACAAAGCUCAGCCGGUCAGAGCGGCACAGUCCUGUGAGCCACAGGGGCAACGCUACAUGCCGGAGGAGAUAGAGGUGCUUAGGAAAACCUCCAAGAUAAAUGGAAUUGAAUAUGUUCCAUUCAUGAGUGUAGACCUGAGGGAACGUUUCGCUUUCCCGGUUCCGUUCUCGGACAAAUGUGGAAAACUGGCUCUGUCGCCAAAGCAGAAAGCCAUAUUCUCACGCUGGGUUCGGCCUGAUGACAUCUGCAAUAACCCCACCAUGAUCUUCACUGUGUCCAGCUUCAGCAUCAAGCAGACGGUUGUGUCAGACUGUUCCUUUGUUGCCUCAUUGGCCAUCAGUGCUGCUUAUGAAAGACGCUACAACAAAAAGUUAAUCACAAGUAUCAUCUACCCACAAAACAGGAAAGGAGAGCCAGAAUAUAACCCCUGUGGGAAGUACAUGGUCAAGCUACACAUUAACGGUGUUCCAAGGAAGGUAAUCAUCGAUGAUUUCCUCCCGGUGGAUCGGAGUGGCGAACUGCUUUGCUCCUACUCCAGUAAUCGCAAUGAACUUUGGGUAUCACUUAUUGAGAAGGCUUACAUGAAGGUCAUGGGAGGAUAUGACUUCCCUGGCUCCAACUCUAAUAUUGACUUGCACGCCCUCACUGGCUGGAUCCCAGAACGUAUCGCUAUGCACUCAGACAAUCAGUCUUUUAACAAAGAUGACUCUUUCCGCAUGCUUUUCCAGAGGUUUCACCGAGGAGAUGUUCUCGUCACCACAGCAACAGGGGUCAUGACUGAGGAUGAGGGGGAAAGGUGGGGCUUGGUGCCCACACAUGCAUAUGCUGUCUUAGACAUCAGGGAAUACAAGGGUAAACGCUUCCUCCAGCUGAAGAACCCGUGGAGUCAUCUAAGAUGGAAAGGUCGCUAUAGUGAACGUGACGAAAAGAACUGGACACCAGAUCUUCUCAAAUACCUCAAUUUUGACCCUAAGACAGCGCAGAAGUUUGAUAAUGGGGUAUUUUGGAUCAUCUGGGAAGACCUGUGCCAGUAUUAUGAUGUCAUCUACAUGAGCUGGAAUCCAGCUCUGUUCAAAGAAUCCUCAUGUAUACACAGUAGCUGGGAUGGAAAACAAGGACCAGCAAAGGAUGUCUACAGCUUGGCCAAUAACCCUCAGUACAAACUGGAGGUGAAUUGUCCUCAAGGGGGCACGGCUGUAUGGGUGCUUCUCACAAGACAUAUCACUGACAAGGAUGACUUUGCUCAAAACCGGGAGUAUAUAACUUUAGUCGUUUACAAGACAGAUGGAAAGAAAGUGUAUUAUCCAGCUGAACCGCCUCCCUUCAUUGAUGGCAUCAGAAUCAACAGCCCUCACUACCUGACCAAAAUCAAACUGACCAGUCCUGGAACUCACACUUUUACACUGGUGGUCUCUCAGUAUGAAAAACAAAACACCAUCAACUACACACUAAGGGUCUAUUCAGUGUGCAAGUUUAAUUUCUCCAAAAUCCCAACACCCUUCACCCACACCAAAAGAAUAAAUGGCCAGUGGAAAGGGGCCAGUGCCGGGGGUUGUGGAAAUUAUAGAGAUACCUACAAGAACAACCCGAUUUAUCAGUUUAACUUGGAGAAAUCAGGUCCUCUGCUCAUUGAACUUCGUGGCUCCAGGCAGUACAGCGUGGGCUUUGAGGUGGUGACCGUAUCUACAGCUGGGGAUUCUGGAUCCUCAGGCUCUCAAAAGAGAGGCAGUGGAGAUUUCCGAUGUGGUUUCUGUUAUAUGGAGUUGGAGCACCUCCCAGCCGGCAUUUACAAUGUCAUCCCCACCACCUUCCUGCCGAAACAGGAAGGCCCGUUCUUCCUGGACAUCAGCAGUGUCACCCCACUUCGGGUAUCUCAGCUGCAAUAAGGACACAAUCAUGAUGAAAAAUGGUGUAUAUCAGCGGCCCACCAGUUCAUUCUGCAAUUAAAAGAUGCCCUUACUGAAGAUACUUCAGCACUCAUCUCUCACGGCAUGGAAGUUUGUUUUCCAAAACAAAUGCGCACCACCCACAAAUGGUACCUGACAUAGUGCCAUAUUUGUCAUGUUUGCGUGUGAUAGACAGCGAAUGACUGCUCUGACUCCUGUGCUGUUGUUGUGCCAUGCUUGAAGGAAGUGUGUUCGAUCAGCCAAAAACACAUUUCUCCCAGACCUGCGGUCUAAAGUUGCAAUCAAAGAGUAUGGUGUAAGUGCACUACACCUGAAACAACUGUAUUUCACUCAGGAGACUGCAAAUACAACAGGGACUUUACAUUGUUGUAUAUAAAUGAUGUGUUUUGCUAGAGUAGCUAAUGAUGAUUGUUCUGCAUAGUACAAAGAUCUCUGUGUCACCUUACUAAGGGCUCUUCCUCUGGUCUGUCAUUGAUGUCUAGGUAGAAUGAUGUUCAGAGGGCUUCUCUCUUCAGUGUGCUUUUACACAUAUCCAUCUGGUGCACCCAUAAGCAUGUUGGUCAAAUUAUUUUCAGCUAUUUCAACAAAUAGCCCAGUUUGUUUCAGUCACUAUUUACCAUUACAGUACUGUAUGUUUACAGAUGAUAACAAUGAACUGGAUGUUCACACAUUGUACAUGGACAUGGACUGUUGAGGAUAUUCCUAUUUGGGGAUUGUGCAAAUGCUUUGAAGUUCUUCCUUUUCACAUGCUUUUUGGUUUUCAUUCAUCUGCUCUAAUGUGUUUAUUUGCUGAGAUUAAAAUAUAUGUGUAUGUAUUAUCAGGCAUUCUCACAGAUUAGCUUUUAAAGCCAUUUGUUGUCCCAUUUUCCCUCCCAAAUGACCUAUUCUGGAGUCACAGGGCUAAGCAGUAGUUAUACUGAAAAUUCACACGUUAUAGCACUUUAUUCUGAAAAUACUGAUGGCAUAAUGAGAAAUGGGUAGUAAACAAGAUUUGACAAUAAUGUGGCAAGCUAUAUAGCUCUUGUGAAUUGUAAAGUGACAUCAUGACUGAUGUGUCACUAUUAAUCUUAACUGAUUUAAAGUGUUUCUUUUAAUUCAAAUUUCAAUUUCUUAAUCCAAAGAGACUCAUUGUCAUAUGUUGUUUUUCAUUCCAUCAUAUCACCAUGUAAUAAAAAGUGAAGGGUGAUCUGAAAACUUAUAGGAGUAUUCUGGGUUCAAUACAAGUUAAGCUCAAUCGACAGCAUUUGUGGCACAAUGUUGAUUGCAACAAAAAAUAAUUUCGUCUCGUCCCUCCUUCUAAAAAAACAAAUCUGGGGUACAGUGAUGCACUUACAAUGGAAGUGAAUGGGGCCAAUCCAUAAAUGUUAAAAUACUGACUGUUUAAAAAGUAUAGAUACAAGUCUUAGAAGCAUGUUAACAUGAUUACUAACCUGUUCUGUGUAAAGUUACACUGGCGGCCAAAUGUUUGUAAUAAUGUGCAGAUUUUGCUCUUAUGGAAAGAAAUUGGUACUUCUAUUCACUAAAGUUGCAUUCAACUGAUCACAAUGUAUAGUGAGGAUAUUAAUAAUGUGGAAAAAUUACUAUUACAAUUUGAAAAAUAAUUUCAGAACUUCUUAAACUACUUCAUAGUGUUCUCAUGAAAAAUCCUCCACGUGCAGCAAUGACAGUUUUGCAGAUCCUUGUCAUUCUAGCUAUCAGUUUGUCCAGAUAUUCAGGUGACAUUUCACCCCACGCUUCCUGUAGCACUUGCCAUAGAUGU